AUGGCAUCCAAUCAUCCACCAUCUCGUGAUGAUAUCGAAACCAAGUCCUCAGCCAUCGACCAACUUACGUUGAACGAGGACACACAUGACUAUGCAUUGGGUCAACUCGAUGACCGGUAUAUCGCUACUAAAUGGGAAAUCUGGGCUUAUUAUGCGUGCGUUGUCCGCAAACAUGCAGCAGGCGAUGCAAAUGGACUUCUCUUCGCGGGAAAGUUUAGAUCCACCGAAAGCAUAGUGCUACUAUGUAACGGAAUUUCAUUCGCCAUCCAGAUCGUCAUCUUCCUCGUAAUAGGAAGUUUCGCGGAUUUUGGAAACUGGCGACCAAAUAUCCUCAUCGUGCUCUCGAUCAUUGCCUAUGCGCUGGGCUUCGCCUGGCUGGGCGUCCAUACGGCGGAUAAAUGGCAAGUGGGCGUGGGCCUCUAUAUCGUUGGCCUCAUUUCCUAUCAGACCACUCUUACUUUCUGGACUGCUGCUUUCCCGUCGCUUGCGCGAAACACGGCUGAAAUGAGACAAAAGUCCGAUGAUUACGCCAGUGGUGGUAUCUCGCGCGAAGAGUAUGAUUUUGCUGAUACGAUGAAAAGGAGUCAGCUUGCGAACACUGCUUUUUACAUUCAGUCUGUUUCCGAGAUUGUUAUUCUUGCCAUUAUUGUUGGUAUCAUGUUUGGUGUUGAUGUCAAUGCCAGUGAUGCGAAAAACAACUGGGGCCUCAGUGUCCUCAUUGCCUUUGCGAGUGGUGUCUGGCUGCUUGUUUCACUGCCGUGGUUUUUCUUGGAGAAACGGCGGCCGGGCCAGGACCCUGGAUCUCGAAAUAUUGUCCUGGCAGGCUUAUCACAGUUAUUCUAUACAAUGCGUCAAAUAUGGAAGCUCAAACAGAGUUUGCUUUAUCUUGUCGGUAAGAAGGAGCCCCUUAUAUUAAUACAAUAG
Molecule: messenger RNA, 924 nt
Organism: Penicillium nucicola
Lineage: Eukaryota; Fungi; Ascomycota; Eurotiomycetes; Eurotiales; Aspergillaceae
Exons: 2
Coding region: 1-924 (307 amino acids)
Source: RefSeq, a predicted model, not a curated record